AUGGCGAGAAUCUACAAAGACUCAAGGGUCGAUCUUCGGCCAUACUCGCCGACCACGGUCGCCAAUAUCCAGUUCCCAGCCAACGACGGCGGCCUGAUCAGUCGCCCACGCUUUUCAAUCUCCUUCACCCCCGAGCAACCCCCGAUCGCCAAGGACGAAGAUGAAUUCGCCAGACGUUACCUCGCGACACAGGGAGAGGUCUACUUCCGCAAACGCAGAGUCUACCCGCGGACGUUCUUGUGGAGGGUCAUCAACGACAACAAGGUGUUGGAGAUCCAUUGCGCGGACUUGACGAAGGGCGGGACGGAGGUCUAUGAGUACAAUGUGACUCUGCGACUCGAUUUCCAGGAGCAGAUUCUUCCCCAUGGAGUUGCAUUGGCGGAUCCCGAGGAUCACGAAAUCCUCAAUGUCUUUGUGAUUACCGCCUCCAAGACCCUGCACACCCUGUCUCUACGCCCCGAGUUCUUCCGUCGGACCUCUUCGAUCGAUGAGAAUGUGAGGGAUUGGUGCAAGACCUUUUCUCCUGCCCCGUUGGCCUUUUCGCAUCCCCACCGGCUGCACGCGAGCAGCCCCCUGGAGCUGUUCAUCUCUCUGGACAAUGGCGCGCUCUUGCGGCUGACGCGGAGAGCUGGCGAUGAUGGUUCGCACUGGUCUCCUCUUACCUUCGACGAACGGACAUGGGGUUCUUCGAUUCGUGGCCUUGUGAAAUGGAACGCAACUUCCUCGGUCAGACACGAUGGACGAAACCUCGAUUUGAAUGUCGCAAACGCCAUUGCCACUACCUCGGACGAGACUUACGUUUUCGCGAUUUGUCUGAACCACACUUUGAAAAUCUGGAAUCUCGCGACGAACAAGCAAGCGGCAACAAAGGAUCUCCUGGGACGCUCACUGCAAGACCCGGAUAUUGUGCCAUACACUUUGAACCCCGCCGAAACAUCAUUCAUGCGUGUCUUCAAUGCCGAGCGGGCAAUGGACGGAGGACAUCGCUUCUAUGUUGUCACAUAUUCGCCUUUCGAGGAUGGCAAGUUCAAGUUCUGGGCAGUCAAGGGUGGUCUCACCUCUGAUCUGAUAAUUGAGGAACUUUUCCCCGAGAGUGUUUUCCGGCCCGUGGAUCCCGAUGUCACGGGUAACAUGUUCUGGAGCAUCGCUGAUUUCCAGGUCAAGUCCCGGGAAGAAGGCAAGGGAAUGGAGUUAUGGGUUCUCUGGAGAAACCAUGGUCUAUACCAACUCUACACUUUGCAUUUCAACCUUCAAACCCUGGUUAAAGAUUGGUCCAGCAAUUGGGUUUCAACAACAUUCGAAACCCAUAGACAACAAGCACCACCAUCUCUGGUAAUUGACGAUGUGGUGGACCCCACCGAAAAAUGGCUUCAAUACCUCUUGCAGCCGCACAGAUAUCUUCCCGAGGUCCUUGAGACCGCUUUGACUGUUUAUCAAGAAGCUAUCAAGCCUCUUUCGUCAGCUUCAUCUGCACCGAAGAAGAACGUUCCAUUGGCCGAACGACUCUGCUCGACGAUAGCAACAGCAGUCUCGCUUCGCAAAUUUGCCGACGAUGAGAUGGACUUCACUCGAUUCUGCACGGACACUGACUCUAAGUGGCGCCAGUUCUGGCAAGUCGCGGAGGAUCUCAACAAGCGCCGAUUCGAACCUGUUUCUCUGACCUACGACUCAUACACCGAUAUGCCAUGGCUGCUUCUGUCAGACUCCUGCGCUGUCAUUCGGGAAUGCAGCAUCACUGAGUUGCUUCUGCACAAUUCUAAUACGGAACUGAGUGAUGGAGUGCCCAAUAUGACCGAUCGCUGGAGGCAUCGAAACGUGACUAGAGAGCUUGGCCCGUGCUAUGAUACAGCCUCCGCCUUGAUGAAGGUGGCGUCUGAUUUCCGGAAGAGAUUCUCCCCCGAGCUCGAGGGUGCGUGUCGGGCUGCUCUUCAUGCCGAAAUCUUUUCCGAGCCCUCAUCAUCGAUCACGGACCGCAUGGAGACUUUCCGCGAGCGAUGCGACUUUGUGAACGGAAUUUCCAACAAAGCCUUUGACACCCUAGAUGCUGCGCUGAGCGAACAUAUGAAGACAGAUUGUCUCCCCAUGGACGUAUUCAAUGCCAUAAUCCAUACCGCCGCGCUUCACUUUUGUGGAGAAGACUCGGAACUUGCUUCAACCUACUUUGGUGCCCGAGUUCUGGUCAGUGGUGCCCAGGAGACUAUCUCUAUCAUGCGCCAGAUGUUCUUCGAUUUGUUAAUUCUAGUCACCUUUGUGGAUGGCGAAUGGGAACAAAACUCCAAGUCGGACUUCAAUGCGGCAGACCUUUUUUCCACCAUGGUUGACCUCCUACGAGAGUAUGAGAUGAUGGACUGGCUCAGUUCGAAUGUCCGCAAAUGCCCCGAUAGUGCCCCAAAGGUACGGAAUGACUUGUCAACACCCAGCCGUUCUCUGAAGGACCGUAAUGCGACCAACAAGAACCAACGGACCGCAACUAUUCUCGAAGAUCUGUUUGUCACCGAUAUCAAGCCCCAGCAAGCCAUUGACUCCCCGCAAAGCUACACUUUGACCCUGGGGAUCAGAGAUGUUGUCGCGUGGAUCACCCGCGAGGGCGAAGUCAAUUACCAGAACGCCGUUGCCCACAUUCAAUGUGAUCUCAUCGCGAAAAACAACAUUGAUCUUGCAUGGGAUUUCUCUCGCUUCCAAGCAAGCACUUCGUGGUCGACUUAUGUCAAGGGUCGCUUACAUGUGGCCAUGUCCGAAUUCGAUACUGCGGCUAUCUACUUCCGGAAGGCAGCUUACUUGCUCUCUUCCGGAAAGCCAAUGGGCAACCUUUCCGACGUGUCAGCAGAGCUCCUGGACCUCCUUGAUGUCGAUUGCUUCCACAACGGCCUUGCGAAAUACUACCAGCACAUCCUUUCCAUAUUUGAAAAGGCGCGCUCGUAUUCGCAUGUCGCGGACUUUGCCAGCCUGGCGCUGCAGGCCCUCGACUCGGAAAUGGGAGCCGAACACGACUCCGAAUACCCGGCUAUGCGCGACGAUCUCCUGUCUCGACUGUUCACGGGAGCCCUCAAGACUUGCCAGUUUGACCAAGCAUACUCCGCCCUGGCCAAACUGCAGGAUAUCAAACUGCAAAAAACAGAGCUGACCGAGCUUGUUUCCACCAUCUUGGCUGUCUCCGGCCCUGGCACCGCAGGCCUCAAGCAGAUCCUCCGUUUCCCCACCUCUCUCGUGCCAAGCAUCGCCUCUUUCAUCGACGAGAUCCUCGUCCACCUCACCCGCAAACAGAGCACCUACGCCUCGUGGCUAGAUGCCGACAACAACACAGUCGAAACCUCCCCCGACUACAACCGCAUCCUGCAGGCCUACCGCAUUGCCCGCAAUGACUACCGCGGCGCUGCCGAGAUCGCCUACCGCAAUGUUCAGCGCCUCCGCAAUGCCCGCGACGCACCGUCAUCAGCCCUCGUCCACAAAGGCAAGGAUCGCGAUGAAUCCCGUCCCCCAGUCGAAGAAGACGAUGCUGAAAGCAAGGAAAUCCGCCACGAGCUCCUGUCACUAAUCAACCUGCUCGCAUGCGUUGACAAGAGCGAGGCCUACAUCCUAGUCGAGAAUGGUCCUUCAAUCAACGCCCCGAACGCAGAAAGACGCCAGAGCACAACACAUACCGACGAAGACGUCUUCAUGGAGGAUGCCAACGCAUCCACACACAAACGCCACUCCAACACCGUCGCCUUCGCACCUACCCACCACAGAGGCAACAGCAAAUCGUCACCAAUCGACCGGCGCGACAGUCUAGUCUCCUUUGAGGUCCCACCCACAAACCACCUACUCAAGCGUCGCAUCAUCGUCACGCUCGAGCACCUCCGUCGCGAAUUCCAGUCCGAGCUCGACCGCGUUAGUCGCAUUGAGCGUGGUGACUGGGAGUUUGGUCUUCUGGGCGAAGAGGAGGAUGAGGAUUUCGAUAAUGAUGAAACGAUGGUUUUGUAG
Messenger RNA from Penicillium arizonense, 3963 nucleotides. Its product is annotated as nucleoporin Nup120/160. The record is from RefSeq and is a predicted model, not a curated record. The coding region runs from base 1 to 3963 and encodes 1320 amino acids. Gene Ontology annotation, molecular function: structural constituent of nuclear pore. The transcript has 3 exons. NCBI's taxonomy places the organism in Eukaryota, Fungi, Ascomycota, Eurotiomycetes, Eurotiales, Aspergillaceae. Gene Ontology annotation, cellular component: nuclear pore.